Messenger RNA from Oncorhynchus mykiss (rainbow trout), 6861 nucleotides. The record is from RefSeq and is a predicted model, not a curated record. Lineage: Eukaryota; Metazoa; Chordata; Actinopteri; Salmoniformes; Salmonidae.
GACAAAAACUGUGGAGUGGGAUGGACCGAGAGCCGUGGCGUUGGAGAGCAUAUAACCGUAUUUUAAACCGAGACAUCAAUUAUUAAGACAAAUCAUUGCAUCGGAAUAGUUUUUCGGAAUUGGACUCACUGCUUACCUGGAUUUUAGUCGUCGACAAUGUAUUUUAAUUGUGCAUUCAUGCAAAGACUACACCUGUCCAAAGCAGUUGGGAAUCAUAGGAAUCCGCUUGCAUGACACAUUUUUGUCGAAGAAAUAGGAUAUUAUUCUAGUUCAGAAAAAAUGCAAGUUUAUUUUUAGUGUUAGGCCAAUACACAAUUGAAAAAAAUCAAAUGUUUGAUGGAAUUUAUUGGAGGUUUCGCUUGGGAUGAUUGCCUGCUAAAUGCAUAGGAGUACGGUUCAUUUUAGCGUCGGAUAUCGGAGUAGAUGUUUAUAUGGACCUUUCAAAAGUUCUCGCAAUGGAUUUGGUCAUACAUGGGAAAAUUAUGCUACUAUUGAGUGUAUAGCUGUAGCAGUAAGGCUAUUGUUUGUCAGAGGAAGUCUUCUCCCACCUUAAAAUCCCAAAUGAAGAUUCCAAAAAGACGGAAAAGACUAACGUGCCGUCUCUGCGCCAGAUAAAUGGCUCAUUUAAAUUGGGAGCUGCUCGCGUUCUGUCGGGCUGGCAGAUGCAGUGCCUAGUGCCAGCCCUCCAGGACCACGCCAACAUGAAUGGGGCUGGGGAGACGGCGGACAUACUGCCGCCUAACUGCAUGGUCAAGGACCGAUGGAAAGUGCUGAAGAAAAUCGGAGGAGGAGGUUUUGGGGAGAUCUACGAAGCUCUCGACCUAUUGACGCGGGAGAACGUGGCGUUGAAGGUGGAGUCGGCCCAGCAGCCCAAACAGGUCCUGAAGAUGGAGGUGGCAGUCCUGAAGAAACUGCAGGGUAAAAACCAUGUGUGCAAAUUUAUUGGCUGUGGGAGAAAUGACAAAUUCAACUACGUGGUCAUGCAACUUCAGGGACGCAAUUUGGCGGACCUGAGGAGGAGCCAGCCUCGGGGGACUUUCACCAUGAGUACCACGCUCCGCCUGGGGAAACAGAUCCUGGAGUCUAUAGAGGCCAUCCACUCUGUUGGCUUCCUGCAUCGAGAUAUCAAACCGUCAAACUUCGCCAUGGGAAGGCUGCCUUCGACCUUGAGGAAGUGUUACAUGUUGGACUUCGGCCUCGCGCGGCAGUACACCAAUACCACUGGAGAAGUCCGCCCUCCGAGAACUGUCGCAGGUUUUCGAGGAACUGUUCGAUAUGCCUCAGUCAACGCACAUAAAAACAAAGAAAUGGGACGCCAUGAUGACCUAUGGUCUUUAUUUUACAUGUUGGUGGAAUUUGCAGUUGGACAGCUACCAUGGCGGAAAAUCAAGGACAAGGAGCAAGUUGGGCAGAUUAAAGAGCGAUAUGACCAUAGGAUGCUGCUGAAACACAUGCCUUCAGAGUUUCAUAUCUUCCUCGACCAUGUAUUGGGCCUUGACUACUACACCAAGCCGGAUUAUCAGCUGUUGAUGUCGGUGUUUGAGAACAGCAUGAAGGAGCGCAUCAUCAUGGAAAAUGAGCCGUUUGAUUGGGAGAAAGGAGGGACAGACUCCACACAGUCAACAACCGCCUCCACCCAACCACAACACAACACACGGCCCACCGUCGCCAUUGUGGGAGCCCUCAACACCCCGGUGCCCGUAGACCUCCAGAGGGAGAACACGGAGAACGUGCUCCAGGACGAGCACCUCAGCGACCAAGAGAACGCCCCUCCGGCCCUGCCCCCCGGUGGGAGCCGCCAGGGGGGCGGUGGCCAGACAACCGCUAAGGGCGAGGGAUGGGAGGACACCGACUUCAACCGCAACAAACUCAGGAUCAGCCUGGGCAAGGGGGCACAGGAGGGGGAUGAACCCAGCAGAGGGGCCUGUCCCAUGUCUCCGUGCCGGGCAGGAGGGGCCCCCGAGUCCCCCAGUGGCCAGGUGCGCUCGCUCCGGUACCGCCGCAUCAACAGCCCCGAGUCAGACCGCAUGUCGGCCGCUGAUGGGAGGGGCGUUGACGGAUACGGCCAAAGUAUCAGGUCCCGCAUGGAUAUCCUGGGAUCACCCUCGCGCCACGUGUACUCGUCCCAGCCGGCCAUGAUGCUGUCUGUGGACUGCGGCCUGCAGCGCGGGAGGCACGGCGAGGGCUCAGUGGCGUCCGUGGACCAGGAAGCCCACAGUAAUGCCUUUAUCAGAUCGGUGCCACUGGCAGAGGAAGAAGACUUUGAUAGCAAGGAGUGGGUGAUCAUCGACAAGGAGACAGAGCUGAGGGACUUCCAGCCCACCACGUCGGGCACCACCGAUGAGGAGCCUGAGGAGCUGAGGCCCCUGGAGGAGGGAGAGGAGAGGAGGAGGCUGCGGGGAGGAGGGGCGGAGAUGGUGGUGCGACCCAAGACGACCCUCACGACCAACAGCAGCCGGGGCAUGCUCACGCUCACUGAGGAGGAAGCCUCCAGACGAAGUGGGGGAAGCCCCGCCAUGUCGCCCUGUCAUUCACUCCCGUCAGGCCGUCCUAUUAGACCGGUAAGAGACCGGGCUGACCUAUCGGUGGAGGGAGGCUUCUCUCUUUGCAUGUUCAUGGGAGUCGGCUCAGAGCUGGGUCGCCUGCUGUACAAUGCGAUUGAUCUUCAGAUGAUAUGGAUGAGACCCACCCUGGAGGAUGACAGGCACCACCCGAGGCCCAAUCAGCUGCGGAGGCUGGCCUCCUACGUCUUCUCAUCCUCCACACUGGAGACGGAGCAGUACCCGCACCCCGGAGGGUCCUUCAUCCAGCGGAGCCGCUCGGCCGAGAGCAGCCCCGCCCACAUGAACGCUUCCACCCACCGGCGCCAUGCUCCCCUGCAGAGCCCGGGCAGCCCGCGGAGCAGGCACUCGGUGAUCAUGUCUCCGACUGAGCACAAUGGCCUAUCUCAGCCUUGUCCAGACUUCAGGACCAAGGGCCAGCUGGACGAGAAGGAGCAUUUCCACAUCCUUCCCCAGCUCCAGGUCAAGCGGGCCGACUUCCUCACCGUCAUGCUGACCGGCACCCUUCCUCAGCGGCGAACCUUCACAGCAGCUCUGCCGGCAGAGAACGAGGUCCAGGAGCCCCAGGGCCCGCGAGACGAUGACGUGACCAAGAGUGAGUCGAACAGCGAGGCCAGCCAAAAAAGCACAGAGCGGAGCCAGGAUGGGGCCCCUAAUACCCUCAUGGCUGAGGAUGGUCCCAGGGCCCCCCGGGAAUCCGCCACAGAUGCUGACCCUGACUUGGAAGACGGCUCCAAGACCCUGAUUCUGUUCUCGCCGGGGGAUACCCGGAAGUCUCCAUCCACUGGGGGAGAACACGCCCUGCUGGAGGUUGACUUCGGGACGCCGUCUUCCUCUACCCCUAGGAACGAUAUGCCUCUGGUGGGUGCGGGCAGCCAGCCAGAGCUCUCCUUCACACUGAGGUCAGACUUGAGGCCAUCCACCCCAAUCGCCCCCGCGUCUCCCCCCUUCACCAAAGUCGAGCGCACCUUUGUCCACAUCGCCGAGACUUCCCACUCUAACGUCAUGUCUUCCAGAUGUCAGACCGCAAAGGAGAGCAGCGACCGCUGCAACCUCUCGGCCGUUACCCAGGAGACCUCACCAUGGGAAGGAGACUCCCAUGAUCAGACUGUACAUGUUGAACAGGGUGAGGAAUCCCAGCGUCUUUCCAGAGAGCCCCAAGCCCAUUCUAUCCAAGACGUGACCCUGGAGAAGGGUGUCACUCGCACCAAACCAGACGACCGCCCACCGCUGGUUUUUGUUAAGUCCUUGGAGCCUGUCCCAGAAGCCAUGUCGCCCAUUCUGGAACACAAAACUCUCUCUGCAGAUCCCAACAACGGGGCAUUGUCUACCGAAGGUGUUGCCGAGUCCAACGCUGGAUUACCGUUUACCGCACUCAGGCAGAGGAUCAAAAGCCGCAUCCCGGUUCUACUGUCUGAAGAGGACACAGGCUCAGAGCGUUCAGCCUCACUCUCAGCCCGAGCGCGACUACGGAGGAGAGCCCGGCAACUGGACCUGGCACGCCUGGUGGUGCAGAAGCAGCAGGGCCGCUGGAUGAGGCUACCUUCGGGGACAUCCUCCUCGUUGUCCUCUGGCGAUGGGAGGGCCUCCGAGACGCUCUCCACCACCGGCUCGGAGGAAGACACCCACGCCUCUGAUGAGUCUCUGGCCAGGAGGAGCUCAUGUCUGAAGGCCAGGGCUGGGGCUGGGGGGGACCAGAGCCAUACGGAGUGGCGCAGCAGAAUCCCCAGGCCCGUCACCCCCAUCAAGAGGCCCUCGGGGCGGCUGGUGGCCGCCGUGGCCUCCCCUCUCGCGUUGCCAGGAUCGGGCAUUUGUAGAGAUGCAUCCACCUUUGGUAAUGGGCUCCAAGUUCAGAAAAUAGGACUGAGCACUCUCCCGACCCAGAGGCGGUCUAAACCUCUGCAGGCUGGCUCCUCCUCUUCCUCCUCCUGUCCGAGGCCAUGUCCUGUCCCCGCCCAGCCCUGCGGCAGCCCCCGCAUGCCCCUGCGCUGCGUUUUCAUGACCCGACGCAGCCUAAGCACCUCCCACUGCAGGACAGACAGCCCCUCCCCCCAACGUGUCCGUCCAACCAGACAGCCCCUCUCUGUACGGCCCACAACUGCCCCUCCGCUCCGGCCCAGGGCUAAUACUACUACCACCACCAUGAAACAGGCCAACUCACAGGUCCGCUUUACCCAGGCGUUCACCGCUAUGCCUGCCAGAAUCCGAGCCAAAUCCACAGGUCCUGCCAAAGCAAAACAAAGUAGAGAGGACAAGAUGGCUACCUCGAGAUAGUAAACAGAUUCACUGGGAUGAAACGCGCACGCUUCUCUGUUGUCCUCAGAGAGACUCAAUGCCUCAAAAAGCUCCAGGCCGACCCCAAAGUAAGACUGACGCGGUUUCCCAUCUUUUUUAAUCUUUCAAUUACCUUCUUUGAUUAAAAUCAUGUACCUCUACUAACUAGACCAUGAAAACAACAUUUGUUCCGUAUUAGCACAGAACGAUCUUCAUGAGCUUCCAGUCAAGGAACUUUUAGUCAAUGUCACCGAGGAGCGAUGCUACCAUGCUGCUCUGUGUACGCUGUUCACUGGUGCAUUGUAUACAUUUUCCUUUUGUUUCUGAGGUUGAACAUUUCUUUAGGUUUGUGGAUUUUGCAUCCUAUAUGCAAGAAAUGUAUUUGAACAAAGUCGGUCGUCAUGACCCCUUUGCAAGUCAAGUUGCAAUCUUUCUCAACACACAAACGUCUCACACCGAUAUACUAAGUUAUCAUCAACAAUAUCCUGCUCACUUUACAUUGCAUGGUAUAGAUAUCACAAACACUUUUGAUAAGUUGAAUAAUGUUAAGGAAAUGUACGAAAGUCUCAAUCUUCCAAUGGUCUGACGCGAUAACCAAUUCUGAUAGAAUGCGAAGGCCAAAAUCAUUCCCAACUCUGGUCAGAUGUGUUAAAAGAGGAAGGUUGGAUUAUGGGGUAAAUUAUUGCCGAUAUUAAGCGAAUGCAGAAGUAAUAUUGCUGGCCUCCUUGUUAGCGUGUGACAAUGGGCAUUUGAUUAUAUUUACAUUCCGAAGACGUGUAUAUAAAUGAUCAUUUCUUGAAAAAUACAUCUUUAUUUUUUAUCUUGUGAAAACAACCUGUAUAUUUUGCCUUUCCUCUGCUGUUGAACAACGUUGGCAAAUAUGCCUGUUUUUUUACGCAUGAGGAAAAAUAAGGUUAACUUUGAACGAUAGAUACCUGCCUUUUAAUGUUCUGACAAUGAAAUUAAUGGUGGAUCAUUGGAACCCAUGUUUUGUGUUUGUAUUGGGUAAAUGAAACCUACAAUUGCAGGGCACUGAGCUAAAGUAAAAUCAUGGUCAUGUGGAUUGACUCUCUCCUGUUUCCUUUCUACACUGUUUGUCAGAUACAACCAUCGCCCCUAGAAAGGACUGCUUCUUGUUCUCCUGCUUCUUGUCCUCCCAGGUGAGGGCAAUAAAGUACCAGGUUGAAACAAGAAGCAGAAGUGUUUCGGGCCCUCUAGUACUGGAACUGAACCGUCCUGGGCAACUGAAUAGGUCUGAAAGUUUGACUUAUCAGGGUGAAUUGACUCUGACACAUUUUUGAAGUGUUUUCACAAAUUUAGGCCAUUUUAUUUUCAAGAGGUAAAGUUACAGUACAGACGUGUACAAAAAUGUUUCGCACAGACACACACACACACUUCUCCUCACAAUGGUAAGUCCAGUCUCUCCCUAGUUUAGGGUCAGGCAGCUUUUCUAAUUGUCUGUCUACAAUCGUUAAGGCCAGGGUUGAAAAUGUUUAUUUUUUUCCAUAUAAGAAUAUUCCUGAGCAAGUACAUAACUCACAUUUGAAUACUAUUAAUGCUAUUAAAUUCAUAUUUGAUCCAUCCCAACAGGAAGCAAUAGAUUACAUAAAUAAUGCAAGUUAUGCGCAUAGGACUAUGUUUCAUUGCAGUGUAGUACUGUGCUGAGUCUAAUGGUCUCUUGGAAUUGCCCUUUAAAUGCUGUUAUACAUGCACUGACAGCUGAGCCGAUGAGUCCUGAGAGAUAUCCAGUAGAAGGGAGGCCUCCCUUUCCCUUUCUCCCCGCCCCCACUUGUUCAAUGCAAGCACGUGAGAUGGCAUAUGGUCUCUCCCUCCCUACCACGAGGCUGUGAGAUGUCUCCCUGAGGUUGACGUAUUGUAAAAAGUUCAAUAAAAAUAGUAUUAAAUCCAAAAUGAAUAUGAGGUAAGGCGUGGUGGAAUAGUGAGUAUGUUUACAUCCACAGUAUGACAAAUCAAAAUGAAUAUGAGGUAAGGCGUGGUGGAAUAGUGAGUAUGUUUACAUCCACAG